CAGGUCACACUAUUUGUGGUUCACAACCUUUUGUGGUUCACUUGUGGUCAUGUGGGCAGUAAACACAUGAUUGACUUCUCCUAUUUACCUCACCACCGACCAAGAAAAGGAUGAAUACUUUUGUCGUUUAUAUUUUGCUGUCUGGCUGUUUUUUGUCUAUUUAUAGUUCAAGUAACUAUUUUGCCAUACAACAAGACUUUGGUUAUGUUGAUGUACGUGACAAGGCUCACAUGUUCUGGUGGUUACAAUACACUCAGUCUAUGCAGGGAUACCAACAAGUUCCUCUUAUCAUGUGGCUACAGGGAGGACCUGGAGGAUCUAGUACAGGGUUUGGUAACUUUAUGGAGUUAGGACCUUUGGAUGUCAACAUGAACCCUAGAAAUACAACUUGGCUGAAGUUAGCCAGUCUGUUGUAUGUUGACAAUCCUGUUGGAGCAGGAUACAGUUAUGUAGAUAGUGAUGAUGCCUUAACUACAGAUGUCAGUAUGAUUGCUGCUGACAUGAUGGUCCUCCUGACAACUUUCUUCAACAGUCCUACAGGUAAAAACUUUCAGAAUGUUCCAUUUUACAUAUUUUGUGAGUCAUAUGGAGGCAAAAUGACAGCUGCUAUCAGUAAAUCCUUAUAUCAGAAUAUGAAUGAAGGAACGAUAAAGGUGAAUUUUAAAGGUUUAGCUCUCGGUGAUUCAUGGAUAUCUCCAGUAGAUUCAACUGUCAACUGGGCUCCUUAUAUCUUAACUAAUUCUAUUAUAGAUGAGAAAGGAUUUUACAAAAUAAAUGAAGCGACAGUGAAGAUGACAAAGAUGAUUGAGGGAGGAAUGUGGAAAGAGGCCACGACACAAUGGGGUGUCAUACAGGAUAUCUUAGAGACAGAGAGUAAUGGUGUCAACUUCUAUAACAUGUUAGCCUGGGGAGGAUCAGAAGCUGGGCUUAAAUAUUCAAAUAAUCACAAAGAAAGAAUGAUAAACAGAAUGAUUGGUGCUUUAAGAACAGACAAACUAACAGCAUUAAUGAAUGGAAAAGUAAAACAGAUGUUAAAUAUACCAGAGAAGGUUGAAUGGGGAGCCCAAUCAUCAAAAGUGUUUAUGUACCAAGCAGAAGAUUUUAUGAAGCCAGUUGUUGAUAUAGUUGACUAUUUGAUACAGAAUACAAGCCUAUCAGUUGUAGUGUAUACUGGACAAUUAGAUAUAAUUGUAGCUACACCAGGUACAGAGAAGUGGAUUACACAGCUUGGUAUAUAUAAAGAUUACUACAAUGCUACAAGACAGCCUCUUUAUGAUCCUUAUACCAAACUAACGACAGCAUUCUAUAAAUCUGUUAAAAACUUCUCUGUCUACUGGAUACUAGAUGCUGGUCACAUGGUACCUAUGGAUAAUGGAAAUGCAGCACUAGAAAUGGUCAGAAGGAUUAUUAGCAAAUGAUGCAAAUAGAGAUAAUAGAAAUAAUUAAGAACAUUAUAAACAUUCCAUAUAUUGAUUUUCAUUGAAUAUUUGUUUCUUGCCUUGAUGAUAAAUUUUGUUAGAAUCCUAUGGACUGAUAAAUUCAUGUCUCACUCCAUCCCCUUGCUAAGGACAUAUACUUUUACCAACGAUUUUGAAAGUUUGAAUGAAUUAAAAUGGUUAGUGGGUAAGAAAGAGAUGUAAGCAUCAUCGAGAAAGUAAGAUUGAAAUUCGAUAUACUCUCAACAGAGACUGAAAACUUUACUUUCAAGCAUUUUAUAUCCUGAUAGCAAGAUGUUUAAGGCAUUUUCCUAAAUUUAAUUUACCAAUCAUGCUCAUCCUGUUCAUAGCUUGGUAAAUACCAACAACAGUGUCUGCAUUUACAGUAAAAAGAUUGGUCUGAAACAACAAAAUUCAAGAAUAAUUCUAUGGAGAGUUCAAAUUUAUACCUAAUUCCUCUAUUCACUGUUAUGAAAUGUAAUACAAGACAAAGAUUUUAAUGAAGGGAGAUAAUCUGAAUUGACAAGACUCAGUAUUAAAGAUUUAUGACGAUUUGCUUAGCAGCAAACAUCAUAUACAUGAUUGAAAAAAGAAUUCACUGAAAUCAGUAUUACAUAUGAGAAUUGUGAACAGAUAUAUCAUGUUAUGGAGGGGUAUUUUUUGCAAAUAAUUACACCGAAUAAAUUUUAAUUUCAACUCUCUGUACUAGGAAAAAGAUAUAUUUAUUUGAGGACAAGUGCUAUCAUAAAAUAAACCUCGGUACCCAUACAUGUACUUAUACGCAUUCGCAAUGUCUGUAUGUAACUUGAUAUCCGAAAAAAAUGUUGGGAAGAUGCUUGCAAGGGUAAAAAAGGAAUAUCCAGAAUGGCAAAUACCAUGUUAUUUGAGGCAUAUUCACCUGCAGUGGUGAGAAACAGUCAGAUUUGUUUGAAAUGAGGAAAAAAUGUUAGAAUAUGCGAAAAAUACACUGGCUAUCAGCCAAUCAAAAGCUGGCAUUCUUAUAUAAGGUGUAAUUAUAUACUUUAUAUCCUUGAAUGGAGAUAGUUCUUCUCUCAGACAGCUGAGAAUGCAGCAUAUUCCCCAUUUCCUUUCUCAAUUUUAUACAUUAUGAGUGCAUUUAUUCUUAAAUAAAUCUGUUGUUAAAAAAAAUGAUGAAGUUUUAACCGUCUUAAACAGAGCACCUGUAAUUUUCAGCAGAUUUCAAUUAGGGUAUUUCAGUUAACAUUGAGGAUACAGUAAAUACAGAAAUAUUGAGAGCUUCAUUUAUAAGGAAUUUAAAAGAAUUGACAGACGUUGGAUUUAAGUAAAUGUGUAUCAGGUAUCAGAAUGCAAGUUAUUAUUGUGAUACUUACACAAUUGCAUUAUUUGCAUCAAUGGAAACCUAUCAAUAAUUUCAGAUUGCAUAAUAUAUUUAUUCUUAAAUUGAUUGAUUGUAAAAUUAAUCUAUCUAGUAUGGUAAAAUUUAAGAAAAUUGAAA
Mytilus trossulus (common blue mussel) is the source of this 2913-nucleotide messenger RNA. RefSeq names its product retinoid-inducible serine carboxypeptidase-like. Lineage: Eukaryota; Metazoa; Mollusca; Bivalvia; Mytilida; Mytilidae. The record is from RefSeq and is a predicted model, not a curated record. Bases 111 to 1418 code for a protein of 435 amino acids. Gene Ontology annotation, molecular function: serine-type carboxypeptidase activity. Gene Ontology annotation, biological process: proteolysis. The transcript has 12 exons.